AUGGACUUGGGGUACCGGAACAUUCUGGCACCGGAUGGGCCACAUUAUUCACUCCCGCCGACCGACUUUCGGUCCCCCACACUACCCCGGCCACCGGCUGUUGAUUUCAUGCAGAGAAGCUCGGAAUCUUGCGAGAUGGAGAAGACCCCGCCUGUCACGGGCAAGCGCCGAGGUGGCAGCCGCAAAGCUUGCAAUGAGUGUAAGCAGCAAAAGCUGAGAUGUGAUAUUGUGCAAACCCCGGCGGCGGCUUGUUCACGCUGCCGCCGGCUAGGUAUUGACUGUAAAGUCGAGCAGUCUUUCAAGCGCAUCUCAAAAAGAAGGCGCAAUGCAGAAAUGGAAAAGGAGAUCGCAGAUCUUCGCCGCCGAUUAGGCCCUCACUCAGACCAUGAGCAGACAGGAGAGCUGCAUGAGCCCCAGGGAGCCGAUGCUAUGUCGCAUUGCUCAGAAGAUGUGUUCUCGCGCCGCGAAUCUACUGCCGUGGAUCAAUCGCGGCACGUCUCAGUGCCUGUGGAACCACAUCCAGCCAUAGCGACUCCCUUGACCAUGAAAAGAGAUGGCUCCAUCAUCUCACAGGAUGAGGGCUCAUGGAGGCUAGAGGAUAUAUCCCUCUCUCGAAACCGAGUCAUCCGACUAUACGAACAAUACUUCACCUAUUAUCACCCAUUUCUUCCUCUUUUGAAUCCCCCCAAGCCCCCAGAGGUGUAUCUGAAUCGUUGCCCACUUUUGGCGUGGACCAUUAUUUGUGUCGCCAGCCGACGCUCUCAGCAUGAGCCUGGGCUUCUCAGUGCACUAUCCGGACCGUUCAGCAGGCUGCUUUGGUCUACUAUCACCAGUGUCCCACAGGACUACCGGGUGGUCAAGGCUCUUUGUGUUCUAUGUACUUGGCCCUUGCCAACAACCAGCCAGCGUACCGAUGCAACCUUCAUGCUCAGUGGUUUGAUGAUGCAGAUUGCCAUGCAACUCGGACUACACCGACCGGUACAAGCGGAAGAGUUCACCACCUUCCGCAUGGAAGUGCAAGGCGAAGCUCUCAAAGACCGGCUCCAUACCUGGGUCAUAUGCAACGUCGUCGCGCAGAAUGUUGCGACCGGCUACGGUCAACCCCCAAGCACAAUGUACGAUUGGGCCUUGGAGCCUGCUUCGCUGAGAGACGCCGAUUAUCGACUUCCAGACGACUUGGCCAUUCGACUGCGAAUCGAAAAGUUCUGCGACAGAGUGACCAAGGCGUUGUAUAGUAGUAAACCAGAGCCCGCAGAGCUUUUCAGCGCCGAUAAGCUCGUAGUCGUGCAAAUCUUGGAACUUGAGUUACAAGAAAUGGAGGCCGACGUUGGCAGUGGCAUUUCUGGUCAGUUACUGGAAUCUCCUCCUGCCUUUCAUCUGACUUACACUCCUCCAGCGAUCAAUAUGAUCCAUCUCCGUGCUGCCGAGCUACAUUUCCGAUACUUUAUGUUUUUGGGCUCCAAUGCGCGAACAGAUGAUCUCAUGAAACUCUACACUGCAACCACGUCCUUCCUGGGCCGGGUUCUAGAUCUCGAAACUUCCCCAGGAGAACUCAUUGGUCAUUCUACCAACUACAUCCUUCAGAUGAUCGUCUCAGCCGCUUUCGCCCUCAUGAAAUUGCUGAGGAGCAGUUUCAGUCGUUUUAUCAAUUUCGACCAUGGCAAGCUACUGUUCAAUGGUGCAAUUUCAGCCAUUCGCCGCAUCAGUGUCAUGGAUCAUGACCGCCCCAUUCGCCUCGCGGACAUUCUUGCCCAGAUGUGGAAUGCGACCAAUACAGAACCCGCCGAGGAAGAUGCCUUACAGCUCAAGGUUCGCUGUCGGAUGAGCAUGAGCCAUGUCUACGACACUGUGUGGCGUUGGCGACAGCGGUUCCGACCCGUGAAAAGCCUGGAAGAAAUGCAAGCUGCCGCCAUCGCUGCCAAUCAAGACAUAAUUGGACCGUCAGGACACAUGAACCGGCCGCAAGAUAGCUCCCUGGAGGAUACAUCUUUGCUGAUGCCGGCUCAGUUUGACGAAGGCGGCGCUUUCUUCAGUGAGGCCGGCUUUUCGGAGGUCUUCGACUCUCUCAAUUGGGUCUUCGAUGGCAUCCCUGACUCUUUCGUUGCACCGCCAAUUUUAUAA
Penicillium olsonii is the source of this 2121-nucleotide messenger RNA. The record is from the annotation of a GenBank genome assembly. Lineage: Eukaryota; Fungi; Ascomycota; Eurotiomycetes; Eurotiales; Aspergillaceae.